This is a messenger RNA of Fonsecaea multimorphosa CBS 102226, 1638 nucleotides long. RefSeq lists its product as uncharacterized. Lineage: Eukaryota; Fungi; Ascomycota; Eurotiomycetes; Chaetothyriales; Herpotrichiellaceae. The transcript has 4 exons. The record is from RefSeq and is a predicted model, not a curated record. The coding region runs from base 1 to 1638 and encodes 545 amino acids. Gene Ontology annotation, cellular component: membrane. Gene Ontology annotation, molecular function: carbohydrate:proton symporter activity. Gene Ontology annotation, biological process: transmembrane transport; carbohydrate transport.
AUGAAGAAGAGCUUUUCGUUGUGGGAUUACCUUUGGUAUGCCACGCCCAUCUUUCUCGAAGGUUUUACUGCCGGCUGGGAGACGGGCUCUAUCGGAGGCAUCUUGGCAAUGCCUCAGUUCCUUAGCUACUUCAACUACCCGAGCGCUUUUCGUCAAGGAUCUAUGACAGCUUGCCUAAUUGCAGGCGAAUUCGGCGGCUCUCUUUUCAUGGGCUUUUUUCUGGCAGACCGCCUGGGAAGAAAACGCACCAUCUACGUGGCUGCAGCAAUAUAUCUGAUCGGACAGAUCAUUGUGGUCGCAUCUGUCGCUCAGGGAAUGUUCAUCGUAGGACGUGUCCUCAAUGGUUUUGGAGCUGGCGGCUUGAUCCAAACAGUUCCGCUUUACACGGCAGAAAUCGCACCAGUCUGGAUUCGUGGCCGACUGGGCUACAACUUGAACGCAGGCACAGCAUUGGGCUUGUUCGCCACAUAUUGGGUUCAAUACGGGAGUCAAAAUAUCCAUAACAAUGGAUCAUGGAGAAUGCCUCUUUCCCUCCAAUUCGUUCCAAUCCUCAUCCUCAUCGGUCUCAUGAUCCCACGACCAGAGUCUCCUCGCUGGCUAUUUAUGCAGGACCGAGGAGACGAGGCCCUGAUGGUACUGGCCAAGCUCCACGGCAUGGGAAAUCAGAAUGACGAGACUGUCCGGGCCGAAUACGAGGAGAUCCGGAUCAUUAACGACUAUGAGAAGACCAUGCCGGCACCAUCUUUGUAUGCUUUGUUCUUUAAGAAGGAAUACCGACGCCGCACUAUACUCGGAGCAGGCAUUCAGUUCUUGCACGAGAUCAGUGGCCCCAACAUCUGUUUGUACUACGCACCUAAAGUCUUCACCCAAGUCGGCGUCAGCGGAACACAGGCUUCACUGUUGGCUAAUGGCAUCAAUGGAGCACUUCUGGUUGUUACAUCUCUGACUCUGAUGUGGAUGGCGGACAAGUACGGUCGGCGAAAUCAGAUGAUCUUUGGCCCAAUAUGCAUGGGCACCUGCUUUGUGGUUGUCGGCGCCAUCAUGCGUGGCUAUGGGUCCCCGCAUUGGGAUUCUACAACACAAAGUGUCCAAUUCUCAUUUGUCAAUAAGGCUGCUUCCAAGGCUGCUAUUGCAUUCAUGUACUUGUACAUGGCUUCCUUCGGAGCAAUUUAUUGUGCGGUGGGACAAACAUACCCCAACGAGGUGUUUUCUCUUAGAGCCCGCGGUCGUGGCACUGCUCUGGGGGCAUCCAUGAACUGGCUCGUCAAUUUCUGGCUCGGGCUGUACAUCCCUUAUGCUCUGAACCAGGCUUCAUGGAAACUGUACUUCGUCUUCGCCGGUUUCAACUAUAUGAAUACGAUCCUUUGCUAUGUGUUCUUCCCGGAGACGGCCCUGCGCACACUUGAGGAGAUUGAUUUGCUUUUCACCCCAGAUCGCACAGUCUUUGUUUUCCUCGACAAAGAAGCCACCCGGAAGGGGAGACUGCUCCACGCUGAUCUGGCUGACGGCGAAACUGUGGGUCAGGAAAUGAAGAAGGCUCUUGGUAGUCUUGGGCAUGUGGAAAGCUGGUCGUCCGAACUCUCGCCCCGAAGUCAAGAGGUAAAGAAGGCUCAACUUAGUCAUGAGGAAGUCGUAUAA